Molecule: messenger RNA, 584 nt
Organism: Arachis ipaensis
Lineage: Eukaryota; Viridiplantae; Streptophyta; Magnoliopsida; Fabales; Fabaceae
Source: RefSeq, a predicted model, not a curated record
AUGAACUUCAGCCAAACAGAAAGGGAAGAGAGGAGAGGGAUCUGCGGGAGAAGGGGAUGGGAGAGUGAGGGCGGCGCCGGCAAGCGUCACUGCCGCCGCGCCGUCAGGAACGAGAGAGCCCACGGUGGAGAAAGGGGAGAUGCCGCCACUGUACCCGUCGCCGUCGACCCCGCCGAGCAGAAGCUUCCAUGGCCGUCGCCGUUGAGCUCACAAGUGAGAGAGAAAGAGUUCGCAGGUGAGAGAGGAAGGUGUUGCGCCGCCGUUCGUUGCUGUUCAGCCACCGCCACGCCUUGUCGUCACCGGAGUUACCACCGCCACGUGCCACCGCCGCUUCUCACCGCCGAGGGGAAGCCUUGUCUACGUUGCUGCCUUAGUCGCCGGACUAUGGAUUACUGUUUUAGUCGUUGCUGGUUUACCGUUCGAAAAAGGCAUAAUUGAUGCUGAGAUCGUUGUUGUUCUUGCUCCGAGAGAACUGAUGUCACUGUCGUUGCUGUUGGUUCUGAAUCCUAUUACAUUGAUUCUGGUUUGCUCUUCUCCUUGGUUCUGACCUAUUUGGCACGUUCUAUUUUGUCACUUUUAAUUGC